AAAUUGUUAUCUGUAAAGUACUCGUAUGGAAAAUAAGCGCACUGGCGGCACUGCGCAUGCAAUGCAGGCGAAGACGAAGCACGGCUUUGUAAACUUGAGCUUACCGUAAUAGUGCAAUUGUAGUAUUUAAUAGCGUUUACAAUCUUUCGCUAUUACCGGAAGGCUGAUCAACAAUCGGUCCGUAUAUGCGUGGUACUUUGCAGAAAAGAAGACAAUGAACUUUUUCUAGAUGGAUUCUUUCUCAGUCGGCGAUAUGCAACAGUUGGUAGAUUGUUUGCUUGCUCUUCGUGUUAUGACUGUCAUCUGUAAUCUAUCGUUCAUCUUUCGGCGUGAUUUCAGUUGUCGUCCAUCGUGAAUAAUUUAUUUACUCGCUUGGCAUUGUUUACGGAGUAAAUAUUAUUAAGUACUUGAAAUCUGAUCAUGGAAACCGCUGCUUGUCUGGAAGAUAUGCCCUUAGAAGUUCUGCAAAGAAUUGGACAUUUCAGUGGCAGUGUGGAGCUGUCCCAAAAUGUUCGGCUUGUCAACAAAUGGCUACUGCAGAUUUUCUCAGAUGAGUCAUACUGGGAACAGCGGAUGAAGCAGCGGCAUCCAUACAGGUUCAGUGCUUUAAGCAAAGUCAAAGCCGCAACGGUACACCCCAGUCCAGACUUCUGGAGAAAAGCGCACGUGUUGUUCGAAAGAAAAAACCGGAUUUUUAUUGAUAAUUCCAUCGGUUGUGCACAGUUGUGCCCAUGGAACGUCAACAAUCAACACAAACACUUUUGGACUAUUGCUAGCGUAGCCUUCUGCAACGAAGGAAAGUUGAUCGCCGCCGGUUGUAGCGAUCCAAACAGCAUCAUUCUGUGGAAUGUGGCUGGUGUGGAUAGAGAGCUUCCGGUUCCAGUAAUUGACCAGGGCACUUUACACACGAACAAAGUGUCGUCGAUUCGAAACGAGAGAAAUGUUUUAAGUACUGGUUCCUGGGAUAAAAGCAUCCUAUUAACGGAUCUCACUGCUGGCUUGGCUCAUGGGACUAUAGCUCGAUUACGGACGGAAAACACCAUUGAAUCUCACGAUCAUCAUAGUAAUCUCCUUGUAGCGGGAAGUACAGAAGGAUUUUGUGAGUUUUUCGACGUAAGGACCUCUCAGUGCUUUGCCAGGAGACGCUUUAUCAGCGAUCCUUCUCUCCUGGACAAUAGCAGCUGCCGAUUGGUGAAGGCGUUAAUCGCAGACGAACGAUCGGUAGUGGUUUCCGGAUGGGAUCAAAGACAGCGAUUGCUCAAGCUGUUCGAUAUACGAAGCAUGCAAUAUAUUUCAUCCACUCUCCUUCCGUACGGAAAUGGUUCUGCAGAUGCGCAGACAUUGGGAUCCAUGAUGUCCAAUUCUCUGCCUGAAAUGCAAAUAAACGAUGGCUUUUUAUGGUGCAGCGCCGAAAACAACUUGUGGCAAUAUCGUGUUACCGACUCGUCAUUAGAUCUGCUCUUUCGAAAUACGUUCGAUGAAGACAAUUUUGGACGGAUCGUGGGAAUGCACAAUGGACAUGGUCACGUGAUGCUCGUGCGGGAAAGUCCGAAGUCGGUUAUUUUGGGCGCACAGGGCACGUACUUGAGCACCAUGUAUGAAAGAAUUCGGGAUAGUGAAUAUCGCACUCUGUGGGACAAUGCCGCUCCCGCUUAUCGCAGAGGACAUAUUGCAACGGCGUUUGACGAAGUGACCUGCAAAUUCGCGAUGGCCAUGUCGGAUGGUUUUGUAUCGGAUCGAAUAACGUUACAUUUUCCAUUGGAGUUGAAAAAUAAUACAAGCGUUUAAAAUGGAGUAAAGAGUGGCACAAGAUUGUGACAAGAAUUCUGGCUGUUGAAAAUCUUCAUCACCGCGCGCAAGUUGGCAUGGAACACAGUCAGGAAAUUAUUUUGUUAUUAUUUUGUUGUGUAAAUUAUUUUUUUUACUUAACUUGUUGCACCUCAUGUUAUGUACAGUACUUUUGUACAGGCUUCACAGCAUAUCAAAAAUUUAUUUUAUUGUAUUACUGUACUUGAUAAAAUAACCAGAGUAUUCAUCCAAGUUCACACUUUACAGUACCGCGACGACAAGACUGGAAGAAACGACGCUGAAAUUCCCUUCGAACGCGAAAAUAAAAACUCACAAACGUCUUAACUCGAGAAGGCUGAAUCAAAUUACCAUAGAAAUUCUCAUCAAGUAAAGAUGACAUUGUUGGCCGGCUAUGGGAGGCCGACCAAAAGGACGAAAAGGUGGCGCAUACUGCGACACUUGAGACUCCCGUCGGCUGACACUCGCACUGCCAGGUGCCGGCACAUCCGGUAGCCGACGUCCACCAGUGCGUGCGCUUCCACUGGGUUGUGGCUGUGAGGUGGGCGGUUGGGGCAGGACGCGACCAGGCCUACCCGGACCAGGCUCAGUCCGGGACAGGCGCCGGCCGUGCGGAGCCGGCUGCAGCGUGAUGGGCAUAUCGAUGCCGGUGUCCAGGCUGUCCUCCGGUACCGACAGCGAAGAUGACUGCUGCGCUUGAUUACUACCCGACUGCGCCUGUCGGCCUCGUCGGUCUGAAGGAGAACGCCGAAAUACUGAGCGCCGAUUGGAAGCCCCUCCCUCGCCCAGGUGACCCUCCUUGGAGCGUUCGCGGGGAUCGCGUAACGUGCGAACCCGGUGCUCGGGACGGACGGUGGGCUCCGGGAUGACUUCCGGUAGGGGCGGAUGCGUGCAGACCCAGUAAUUCUCCAUGUACUCCUGCAGAUGACCACAGGCGUCUUCCAGCUGAUUCUCAUCUAAAAUCAGAUCAAACAUUUCCGGUGGACAUUGGGACAGCUUCUCCGCUGUGUUGGUCUGUACGGUCAGCUGACGCGCUUGGGAUUUCCCGCGGGAUUUGAUCAGCCUCUGCAGGACUUUUUGAUUACCAAUCUUGAGGUAGACGAUGAUUGGUGCCAGCGACGUCCGGAUGACCUGCGACGGGUGAUUAAUGGUAUCACAGUCAAGCACCACCAGCUGCAUGGAGCGUGCCAACUCAAAGAUCCGCUCGAUUUCCGCCUGCACUUCCGCUAUGGUCCCCGAACGGCUGACACUCCGUUCCAUGAGCGCUCGCUUAUUGGGACUGUUCAUGAGGGACCGUUUGGCCAGGGCAAUGUCCGCCUGGACCCGUGUAAUGAUAAUCCGUCCCUCGAAGCGGUGCUUGAGAAAAUCAAAUACGGCUUUCUGCAUCAUGUCGGUGACUUCGUAUCCUUUGAGCGCGGGACCGACAACCACAACCGGCCGCAUCGUAGGCACAACAUCAUAAGGCGCAAUGGCUUCUGUCUUCUUGAAAAAAGGCUUCUUCUUCUGCUUGAGCGGCGAUGUCACCGCGCUGCUCUUGCCCGACUUGGAGUCGCUGUCCUCACCGACGGCACUGUCCCCGUUGUCCAGCUCCAGGCCCGGCGUCGGGGGUGUGGAGCUGCGGGACGUGUGUCCGCCGCGGCGGCUGGAGGAGGCCGAUUCCCCGCCGGCACCGAACGCUCCCAGAUUGGGCACGGAGCUGCUCUGGGUGUUGCGCAGGCUGGCCGGGGUGGCCUGCAGGCGGAGAUUCUCCAGUUUCAGCGGACUGGGAAUAAAUCCCACAUCGUGGUUCUCCUUGACCAGUCGGCCGAUCCACCAGUCAUUGUUGUACUUCUCCUUAAUGUGCAGGAAGUCCUUCACGGCGAAGGACACCGCGCAGCCGUGCACCGGAGAGUCGUCGUCCGCUGUGCCGUCGUAGCUGACAUUGGUGCGCACCGCAAAGGCCACCGGCUUGCUUCUAGCUUUCUCCAGCAGCUUCAACGCCUGCCGCUCGGUCUCGCGGCGGCUGACCUCUUUGUCCUCGUCUAGGGACAGUGUGGAUGACGAUCCGGUGACACUGUAACCCGCCGUGCCGCGCGGCUGGCCGAAGGACUGAUUGGCGAAUGGCUCCGACGACGACUUGUCGGCCAGAGUCAGUUUGUGCCGUUUCCAGUCGUACUCUUUGAUGGGAAUGGUCGUAUCGGUGGCCUUCUUCUCGUGUCCUACGUAAAGGUCGGCCUGGGGUUGCGAGAGAUGCCCCGCAGCCAUUCACAUAUUCAGAGACGCAGACGACGCCAUUCAGCUGCAGCACCGUGUACCCAGAGUGCACCGUCAACAUAACAUCCUCGUCUGGAAAUCGCGCGUAUAGGAAAUGACAACUGUCAUACAAUAACACUUUACGACUUCCUGGUGUGUGGAUAUGCGAUUCAAAGAACAAUUCCCAAUCCAGCAGAUUAGCUACUAAUUCUCAAUUAGACAAAGUAGCAAAUUAUACAAGAAUCACAUAAAAUCCGAUGGUUUCAUCCAAGGAAGAAAAAACAUAGACGAACGGAUGUUCCCAUUUCAAUGUGCGCUUCACUGCGUCGACGAUGUUUAAGCGCUGAAUCUAUCCGAUCACAAUCUGACGCAGUGUGUACAGCUAUACCACAGUAAAGCACACAAGGACGCGCAACAGAAUUAUAAUUAGCCACGGUUUGCUUUAACAUCCACUGCUACAGUUAGCACCAAUAUUAUGUA
Molecule: messenger RNA, 4518 nt
Organism: Paramacrobiotus metropolitanus
Lineage: Eukaryota; Metazoa; Tardigrada; Eutardigrada; Parachela; Macrobiotidae
Exons: 9
Coding region: 421-1788 (455 amino acids)
Molecular function (GO): protein binding
Source: RefSeq, a predicted model, not a curated record